This is a messenger RNA of Helobdella robusta, 855 nucleotides long. RefSeq lists its product as hypothetical. The transcript is spliced from 8 exons. Bases 1 to 855 code for a protein of 284 amino acids. The record is from RefSeq and is a predicted model, not a curated record. Lineage: Eukaryota; Metazoa; Annelida; Clitellata; Rhynchobdellida; Glossiphoniidae. Gene Ontology annotation, molecular function: protein binding.
AUGUUGAACGUCGACGAUGAUUACAGUUUAUUUCUACUGGGGCAGUACUUUUACGAGCAGAAAGAGUUCGAAAAGGCCUACCAUUACUUCGAGAUCAUGGCUAAUAGGAACAAUUUUCAGUCGAAAUAUCAGGCAGCAGUGAUGUGCUAUGAUGGACUAGGGACAACUUUGAAUCAGAGCAAAGGCUUUGAAAUGAUUAACGAAUUAGCAACAUCUACGGAUCCAAAAGCGAGAAAUCUUUAUCAGGCGGCCGCUGUUAACGUCGGCAGAGCUUAUUUUUACGGAGCUGGUACAAUCAGAUCUGAGGAACUGGCCGAGAAAUUUUGGAAACUAGCGGCGGACGGUGAGGAACAGACAGGAGCUUGCACGCUGGCGCAGACGACACUGGGUUUGUUUUAUAGUUUGCCGGAUCAUCAGAAUUUCGAGAUGGCGUUUCACUAUCACGAUCUUGCUAGCAAGAAGGGAUCUCUUGAGUCUAUUGGCGCCCUCGGAACUAUGUAUUUACACGGAAUGGGAGUUAAGGAAAAUGAAGAAAAAGGUUACCAAUAUUUGAAAGAAGCAUCGACAAAGGGCAAUCUGUAUGCCAAAGGAAAUUUGAUAAAUUAUUAUUACUUAAGGAUGCUCUAUACCAAAGCUGGAGAGCUGGCCACUACGAUGGUCGAUAUAACAGAUAUAGCGUCGGCCAGCAAAGAAACCGGAUGUCUUGAAUAUUUCAUCAAGAUUGGAAUAUCUAUGGGUUGUUUUUUCUACGCCAGAUGUCUCACUCUGGGGAGGGGUGUUCAGAUGAACGAAACUCUAGCUAGACACUACUACAGCAGAGUUAGUGAAUUACCGAUUAGUGUAAAAAGAUUAUAA